Messenger RNA from Polyodon spathula (Mississippi paddlefish), 2506 nucleotides. Its product is annotated as N-acylneuraminate cytidylyltransferase-like. NCBI's taxonomy places the organism in Eukaryota, Metazoa, Chordata, Actinopteri, Acipenseriformes, Polyodontidae. The transcript has 8 exons. Gene Ontology annotation, molecular function: N-acylneuraminate cytidylyltransferase activity. The record is from RefSeq and is a predicted model, not a curated record. The coding region runs from base 101 to 1444 and encodes 447 amino acids.
AGCACGUAACACGUCAGGCAUGCUAGCGCUGCUACCGUGAACAGUACGGCACAGGAGAGGCGUGUCUUGCGGUAGGACGUCUGUGUAAUAUUUUUUAAAAAUGCAUAAAACAACAGUAUCGGAGUCUGGAGAUCACAGUGGAAAGGGAAAGAUGAACACUACUGCUUCGGGUUCCAGUGAGAACGCCAGCGCCUCGGAGAGGAAACGGAAAAUGACCGGUUCUGAUAAGGAGCCGGGCAAAAAGCCGCACCUGUCAGCAUUGAUCCUGGCGAGGGGCGGCAGCAAAGGCAUCCCCUUGAAAAACAUCAAGGUGCUGGCGGGGGUGCCGCUGAUCGGAUGGGUGAUCAGGGCUGCGUUUGAUUCCGGGGUAUUCGACAGCGUGUGGGUCUCAACAGACCAUGCUAAGAUUGCAGAGGUGGCUGAGGAGUUCGGUGCUCAAGUCCAUCGCAGGAGCCCGAAAGUUUCAACGGACUCCUCGUCUUCCUUAGAUGCCAUCCAGGAGUUUCUGAGGCUGCACAAUGAGGUUGAUAUCAUUGGAAACAUUCAAGCCACCUCCCCGUGCCUCCACCCCAACCACCUGCAGGAUGCGACGAGGAAGAUCUGGGAGGAUGGCUGCGACUCUGUCUUCUCUGUCGUGAGGCGCCACCAUUUCCGGUGGCAGGAGGUCAAGACAGGAGGUGUGGAUACCAAACCCCUAAACCUGGACCCUGCCAACAGACCUCGCAGACAAGACUGGGAUGGGGAGCUCUGUGAGAAUGGCUCCUUCUACUUUGCAACAAGAGAGUUGAUAGAGAAAGGAUAUUUACAGGGUGGUAAAAUGGCCUACUACGAGAUGCUUCCUGAAUUCAGUGUCGAUAUUGAUAUAGACAUCGACUGGCCAGUAGCGGAGCAGAGAGUCCUCAGGUUUGGAUACUUUGGGAAGGACCAGCUGGAGCAGGUGAAGCUGCUUGUGUGCAAUAUUGACGGGUGCCUGACCGAUGGGCAAAUGUAUCUGUCUGCUGGGGGAGAGGAGCUGGUGUCCUGGAACAUCAGAGACACCGCGGGGAUCUCCAUGGUUCAGGAGCAGGGAGUGGAGGUCUGUCUCAUCUCAUCCAGAGACUGCCACAUACACAAACUUCUAGCCAAGAAGACAGACUGCCAAUUAGAACAGAAUGCAGAAAACAAAGUGGAAGUUCUAGAGCUUUGGAAAAACAAAAGGAAACUGUCAUGGGAGCAGGUGGCUUAUAUGGGUAAUGAUGAAAGUGACGUGGAGUGCCUGAAGAAGGCUGGGGUGAGUGGGGUCCCCCACGAUGCCUCCUCGGAUGCUGUGAAAGCCGCGGGGUACACCUGCAGGAACAGCGCUGGACGUGGAGCGGUGCGUGAGUUCACUGACCACAUCCUGCUGCUCAGUGAACAGGCCAGGGCUAAGAGCCAGCAGAAAAAAAACACUGAAGAGUGUGUGUAGCUAACACCUGAACAAUCAUACAAAUCUUACCUCUUGCACACUACCAGUUUUGAAUGAAACAGACGUCUUAGCGAGCAUCUAUUUUCAUUUUAAAACUUUCCAUUUUAACCUGGUUGAGGAAAUCAGUUUUGCAUGUCCUUCAAAUCUCCCCCACCCCUUCAAUCGCUCCUUUCUUGUCAUUAACCGAACAGCUGCUUCCCCUGUUUCACGGACAUGCUUUCCAGUCAGCUUUGACCCAGAAGGCACAGCUGUGUUUAAAUGACCUAGGAAGUGAAUCCAUAACAGAUUUACUUGAAAGUCCAGCACAUAAACUGUGAACUUGGUUUAACAGCUAGACUGCAUGUUUGAGACCCUGUUUAAGAACUGGAAGUACCUAAUAGGUAAGAUUUAUGAAAUAAUUUGGUUAACUACAACCUCUUUGAGGCGUGAACAGACCAGCAGACCUCGUUUUAGCAGUGUCCGCCUUGUUUGGUUCUGGACAUGUGCUGCAGAUUCCUCCUAAUGUAGUGGAUUAUUUGCUUCUACUGAAAACCAAACUGCUGAUGCAAACUGACUGCCUGACUGACAGGCUUUCUGAUUUACAUUUUAAAUUAAACAACAACAUUGCUUUUUAUUGUAUUUUUUAAUUUGUGUACAUGUAUCUAGAGAGUCCCGUAUGUAAGUGUGCUGGAACUUGGUUAUCAAGUAUCAGGUUAGAUCUGUGGGAAUCUGCUUUUUAAUGAUUCCGAUGGCUCUAGUUUUCCAUGCCCCUUGCAUGUGUGUUUGUGUUGCAAUAGCAAACCUGCUUACAUUUCUGGUAGGUUGAUUAACUAGUGCCCAGUGUGAUACAGUAAUAAUUACUUGUCAAAAUAUUGAUAAUAAUAAUUGAGCUCUUGAUUUUGAGAAUCUAGUUAAAUGAUUUAGUUUGAAUAGUGGAUGAUUUUCUACAAUAAGGUGAGAGGUGUUGCAUGGGGUUUAUGCACUUUUUUUUUAAGGACAAUGAAGAAUUCCUUGCCAUGUAUUAAAUAAAGGUUUAAUAUAAUGAUUCUGAUAGUGAAGGGUUGUUUAAUAAAUGAAUCAAUG